Molecule: messenger RNA, 1113 nt
Organism: Cercospora beticola
Lineage: Eukaryota; Fungi; Ascomycota; Dothideomycetes; Mycosphaerellales; Mycosphaerellaceae
Source: RefSeq, a predicted model, not a curated record
AUGAAGUGCCUAUGCGAAAGCCAGACAUACAGCAAGAACUUUGAAGCGUGCACUAAGCAAACGUGUUCAGUGAAGGACUUCCUAGUCGCAUACCGUGUGCGGGAAACCACAUGCGAGAUACCUGCGCGCAACGAGGGUGAAACCACCAAGCACGCAUCCUGGGCUCUGUUUGCGAUCGUUCUGAUGGCGGUCGUUGCACGCUUCGUCUUCCGAGCGCCCUCUGUGAGCGGCAGUGGAUACGGUGCAGAUGACCAUACAAUUGCGCUGGCCUUUCUCUUGAUGAUACCACUGAGCGUGAUCACUCACGAGCUCACACGGAUGGGUCUUGGUCGGGAUAUCUGGCGGCUUCCUUUCGAGAACAUCACCAACAUAAUGUACUCCUAUUGGGUCGGCCAAUUCCUGUACGUCUGGAUUAUGAGUAUGACGAAGAUCUCCAUCCUGGCUCUGUACCUACGAGUAUGGAUAGCGGAUCCCAUUGUUCGCAGAGACUGGUUUCGCUUGGCGUGUUCUGGUAUGAUUAUCAUCCUGGCCUCAUACGCGGUCGUGAUGAGCCUCACCUUGGGCUUUGAAUGCAACCCUAUCAAUUUUACUUGGCUGAGAUGGGAUGGCGAACACGAAGGAACCUGCAUCGAUCUGAACGCCCAUGGACUAGCCCUGGCAGCCUUCAACACAGUGCAAGAUCUCAUCAUCUGCCUUCUGCCCCUUCCAAAGCUCUUCGCCUUCGACCUUUCGCUUCGGGACAAGCUCAUAGUAGGGACUAUGUUCUCCGUUGGCCUCUUUCUCACAAGUUGCUCUAUCGUCAGGCUCCAGUACGUGAUUCAGCUGGACACGACGGACAACCUUACGUUCGCAUACAAUCCUGUCUGCCUCUGGAGCACAAUCGAAUGCGGCGUGGCAAUUAUCUGUGCUUGCCUUCCGUCUGUCGUGGGCCUGGCACAACACGCCUACGGGUACAAGCUGUCGGCUCAAGAACUGAUUGACAGAGCUUCGUGUCUCAGUGAGUGCAAAGCUGGACCAAAUCAGCCUUGGCAUGAAUUGGAGAGUCCGGUGCUAGGAAGGGACAUGGUUCGCAUCAAAGGACCUUUUGUCAGAGAAAUCUCUGAGUGGGAUUGA